Messenger RNA from Protopterus annectens (West African lungfish), 1671 nucleotides. RefSeq names its product transmembrane protein with EGF like and two follistatin like domains 2 (gene TMEFF2). Lineage: Eukaryota; Metazoa; Chordata; Ceratodontiformes; Protopteridae. Gene Ontology annotation, molecular function: protein binding. The transcript has 10 exons. Bases 255 to 1367 code for a protein of 370 amino acids. The record is from RefSeq and is a predicted model, not a curated record.
AGAGCUACUCACUGCUCGGCUGCUACUGCACAGUGACCUGCUCCCACAGUCCCUGGCUCAGCCAGCGUCCCCCUCCAUGGCAGAUUUUUCCACUGGAUCAUUCUCACUCAUCGUCACUUUCUCGGAUUGCUACUGUCGGUGAAGCUUAGAAAGGAUGCACUGGGGCCGCCCUUUACAAUGGUGUUGUUGUUGGGCUUCUCUGGAUUGAAGGCUGCUGCCCGACAUCAAGGAGGCUCUGCUGUUUGCAGUUAGUCAUGGUGGAGUCCCACCGGCGUUGCUGGACACUUUGUGAUUGUCUGCUUUUGACGAUUUUGCUAAUAAUGCUCAUUGUCUGCCAGCUGCCUGCGAAACUUAAAGCUUUCCCUACCUCUUUAAGUGACUGCCAAACCCCUACCGGCUGGAACUGCUCUGGUUACGACGACAAAGACAAUGACCUUGUUCUUUGUGAUACCAAUCUGUGCAAAUUUGAUGCGGAGUGCUUAAUAAUUGGAAACAGUGCAGUAUGUGUCUGCCAGUUCAAGUGCAACACUGACUAUGCUCCAGUAUGUGGAUCCAAUGGUGACACUUAUGAAAAUGAAUGCCACCUGCGACAAGCUGCCUGUAAACAGCAACAUGAAAUUGUUGUGGUGUCAGAAGGAUCUUGCCCAGCUGAUGCAGGCUCGGGCUCUGGGGAUGAAGCUAAUGAAGGCUCUGGAGAAAGCAGUCAAAAGGAAACAUCCACAUGCGACAUCUGCCAGUUUGGUGCAGAAUGUGACGAAGACGCAGAGGAUGUAUGGUGUGUCUGCAACAUCGACUGUUCUCACAUCAGCUUCAAUCCUGUAUGUGCUUCUGAUGGAAAAUCUUAUGAUAAUCCCUGCCAAAUCAAGGAAGCAUCGUGCCAGAAACAAGAGAAGAUUGAAGUCAAACACUUGGGAAGAUGUCAAGAAGACUCAACAUCUGAAACAAAAACUGAGGAUGGCCUUUUUGCAAGAACAGAUUAUCCAGAAAAGAAUGCCAAUAAAUUAGAAGAAUCAGACCAUCGAUUCCAAGUUCCUUGCCCAGACGAUGUUAGUGGCUUCUGCUUACAUGGAAAAUGUGAACUGCCUCCAAACACAGUGAAGCCCUCAUGCAGAUGUGAGGCUGGAUUUAGUGGACCACACUGUGACAGCAAGGAUUACAAUGUUUUGUAUGUAGUUCCUGGUAAUCCUAGAUUCCCUUAUGUCUUAAUAGCGUCAAUCAUUGGAGCAGUUCAGGUUGCAAUAAUUUGCGCUGUUGUCCUGUGUAUUAUGAGAAAAUGUCCAAGAAACAACAGAAUUCAUAGACAGAAGCAGAAUGUUACACACUACAGUUCUGAUAACACAACCAGAGCAUCAACAAGAUUGAUUUAAAAGAGUGCACAUUUCUGCCACAGCAAAAACAACUGCACAAAGUCUGGACUGCAGAUUAUUAGCAACCACAAACAACAACAAAAGGAUUUAUACACGUGUUGCCUUGCAUUUGUGGUAAACUACACCAAUGAAUACAUAUACCGCAGCUAUAUUUGGUUAUGUAUGGAUAUAUUUGAAAUAGUAUACAUUGUCUUGAUGUUUUUCUGUAAUGUAAAUAAACUAUUUAUAUCACACAAUAUAGUUUUCUUUUUUCAUGUAUUUGUUAUAAUAUACUAAUAAAUACUCAGUGAUGAGAACAAAUUUA